AUGUCCACCUUGCCAUAUCGGUCCAAGGACAAUGGUCCUUCGCACGAUGCCGACGAUGAUGAAGAGGAAGAGGACGUUGACGAGACUGGCUAUAAGACUGUGAAAGACGCAGUCCUUUUCGCCGUAGAAGUCAGCGACUCUAUGCUGCGACGACCUCAAAUAACAUCCGAGAAAGCGGAUACUAGCUCACCACUCGAAGCAGCACUGAAAUGCGCCUAUCAUCUGAUGCAGCAACGUAUCAUAUCAGCGCCCAAGGACUUGAUGGGUAUACUCUUGUACGGUACCGAAGCAUCAAAGUUCUACAACGAAGACGAAACCACUCGGGGUGGUUGGUCGUUCCCGCAUUGCUACCUGCUGACCGAUCUGGAUAUACCAGAAGCGGAAGACGUGAAGGCACUAAAAUCAUUAAUCGAAGAUGACAGCGACAGUGAGGAUGCCAAAAACCUCUUCCAGGUUUCAGGUGAACCAGUAUCCAUGCACACUAUGCUCUUUUGCGCCAACCAGAUCUUUCAGCAGAAGGCCGCAAAUUUCACAUCCCGACGACUGUUCAUUGUAACCGACAAUGACAAUCCUCAUUCCGAUGACAAGUCCUAUCGUUCGCAGGCCACUGUAAGAGCUAAGGAUCUGUACGAUCUCGGCGUCGUAAUUGAGCUCUUCCCGAUCUCUUCAGCUAAACAUGCGUUCGAGACAAAGCUCUUCUGGGAUGAUAUUGUGUACAAAUCCAGUCCAUCCGACCCAGACGCGAUCAUGUACAAUCCUUCGUCGCUGAUGGACGUUGAUAAGAGUCGUCUGAGGACAGGCAAUGCUGAUGCUGCACAUCUGGAGAUCGCGCCCGGGCUGCGUAUUGGUGUCAAAGGCUUUCUCCUCUACAAACAUCAGAAACCAGUCAGAAGCACUUACAUUUAUGUUAGUGGUGAAAAGCCGGAAAUUGUGAAAGGGCGAACCACAAGAUACGCAGACGACUUCGAGAGCGGAUCUCGCAACGUUGAAAAGGCAGAGAUCAAAAAGGCUUAUACCUUUGGCGGUGAACAUAUAACCUUUUCGCAAGAAGAACUAAGCAAACUACGAGAUUUUGGAGGUCCCAUCAUUCGUCUCAUUGGCUUCAAACCAACGACUGCUCUACCAGUAUGGGCUAAUACUAAGAACUCGACCUUUAUUUAUCCAUUCGAGGAGGAUUACAUUGGCAGCAUUCGCGUCUUUAGUGCGUUGUACCAGAACAUGUUGAAGAAACAGGUUUUCGGAUUAUCCUGGUUGAUACCACGAAAGAAUGCCACGCCAGUCCUCGCAGCGAUUCUGCCCACAUUGAGUGCCAUCGGCGCCGAUGCAGGGACGAACCAGGCAGCCGUUUCAAAGACUGGAUGUCCACAAGGCCUUCAUCUUAUUCCUUUGCCAUUCGCUGAUGAUCUACGACAAAAUCCACCCUCCAUGCAUAAGACACCACUGCGAGCUCCCGACGGACUGGUAGAUGAGAUGAUACCAAUCAUCGAGAAGCUCAAUCUACCAAAGGGCACAUUCGAUCCAAAUAGAUAUCCUAAUCCAAGUCUUCAAUGGCACUAUCGCAUACUACAAGCCAUAGCACUCGAAGAAGAUCUUCCCGAAAAGUCAGAAGAUAAAACAAGACCAAAGUAUCGACAAAUAGAUCAACGUGUUGGCGAGGAGGCUGUCAGAUGGGGCAAUGAGCUGCAAAAGGUGUACAAAGAACAUGUAGCAGAAAAUCCUGACGCUGCUAAUCUCGGUGAGAAACGACCAACUGCUCGUGGCACAAAAUCGAAAGAAACAGAUGAGCCAGCGAAGCGGUCGAAGAAAGACAAUGGGGAGGUUGUGAGUGAGGAGAAUAUGCGAAAGACGUACGAGAAGGGACAGCUGUCAAAAUUGACAGUGACGGAUCUGAAAGGGUUCGCCAGCUCAAAGAAGAUUGCAACUACUGGAGCCAAGAAGACGGAUCUGGUCGAGAGGAUUGAGGCCUGGUUUGAGCAGAAGUAG
Messenger RNA from Lithohypha guttulata, 1983 nucleotides. RefSeq names its product ATP-dependent DNA helicase II subunit 1 (gene KU70). Lineage: Eukaryota; Fungi; Ascomycota; Eurotiomycetes; Chaetothyriales; Trichomeriaceae. Gene Ontology annotation, biological process: telomere maintenance; double-strand break repair via nonhomologous end joining. The transcript is spliced from 2 exons. Gene Ontology annotation, molecular function: DNA helicase activity; double-stranded DNA binding; telomeric repeat DNA binding. The record is from RefSeq and is a predicted model, not a curated record. The coding region runs from base 1 to 1983 and encodes 660 amino acids. Gene Ontology annotation, cellular component: nucleus; Ku70:Ku80 complex.